AUGAUAGACGAGACUUCAAUUGAUAUAGUUAUCUCUGGGCUCAAAGGGCUUUAUGAGAAAUUAGCAAUCAAGGAAAAGAGACAUCAGCAAGAGUCUUUUAAUGAUCAGGAUGGAAUGUGGUUUGAAAGUGAAAAGGACAAAUGCUUGACUUCAUUGAAGGAGUUAUUUCUAUAUAGAAUGAAUGCUAAUCGGGAGAAGAGGCUAAAGUAGAAUGAAAAUAAUAUUUGUAUUCGUGGAGUGACUAGGGUUUUCUGGGUAACCAAGAUUAUGGUUUACUUAUCACUGGAAGAGAGUCUGAGAAUGAGUUAGGUUUGUGUGUAUUUUAAUGUGCUAGUUCGAUCACCUCUAUUUAUAAAGUUCAUGGUCUAGAUCAAUGAGAGAACAAAGAUUGACAUUUCUCUGAACACCUUUGAGACUAUGGAGCAUAAAAUUAUAGCAUCUCAUUCAAGACACAAGAGUCAUAUGCCUUAGUACGAUUAAAAAUUCAAAUCUGGAGGGGGAGGCAUUUCAGGUCAUUUCAAUUCAAACAAUCCAGGUGGCCAAGGAAAGUAAAGAGAAGAUAAUGAGGCUUAGAUGGAAGUUUUAAAGAAUGUGAAGAUUUUCCUUACAGAUAAAAUCAAGAAAAACGAAGAGGUCAUUAAGACUCUCUAGAAUGAUGUUGAGAUAAUGAAAAAUUAUUUAAGAAUAGAGAAGUAGCUUAACAGCAAGACAAAGUAGCUUCUAAGCAACAAAGAAAGGGAAUUAGAUGAACUAAGAAGAGAAUACUUAGAUAAGGAGCAAGACUAGAGGCAAAAGAUUAACGAACUUUCGAGUAGGAAUUCAGAAAAAGAUAAGUCAAUUGAAGAAUUGAAUAAUCAGAAAAAGACUUUAAAGCUGCAUAAGAAGGUACUUAAAGAGGAGGUACUCAGACUCAGGAAAGAAUUGAAUGAAGUGGAGAUCAAAGCUCAUAAUAAGACUGUUGCUUUGAGAAGCUUGGCAGAUUUCUUCAAUAAUUAGACUAUGGACUUGAAAAAUUCUAGGUUCUUUAAUGAAAAUGAAUGA
Stylonychia lemnae is the source of this 1041-nucleotide messenger RNA. NCBI's taxonomy places the organism in Eukaryota, Ciliophora, Spirotrichea, Sporadotrichida, Oxytrichidae. The record is from the annotation of a GenBank genome assembly.